AUGCUAGUUCAGAUCACAACUGUCUCAAAAAAUGAAAAGGCAGAUCAUCCAGAUGUUCAUUAUUGUUUUGCUUCUGUAAAGGCAGCAAAACAAAUUGCAGUCCUAUUUCCAACCUUUUUAGUAAUUGUAUUACAAGAUGAUAAAGCCAAGAUUUUUCUUAGCAUUCCUGCAGUCAAAAAAAGUUUUAAAGCCAUAAAA
Messenger RNA from Cetraspora pellucida, 198 nucleotides. NCBI's taxonomy places the organism in Eukaryota, Fungi, Glomeromycota, Glomeromycetes, Diversisporales, Gigasporaceae. The record is from the annotation of a GenBank genome assembly.